Molecule: messenger RNA, 425 nt
Organism: Oppiella nova
Lineage: Eukaryota; Metazoa; Arthropoda; Arachnida; Sarcoptiformes; Oppiidae
Source: the annotation of a GenBank genome assembly
GUUACGAUAUGAAAGCGGCAAUACUUUACGUGACAAUUAUUGAGGCACACAAUCUCAUGACACUAUCCAGUGGCCAAUCGCCCGAUCCAUUCGUUAAAUGUUAUCUAUUGCCGCCCAGAAUUGUUGACAAUCAGCGCCGUACCCGCUAUUUUAGUCGCUCCCUAAACCCUCAAUGGAAGCAAACUAUGGUCUACCCUAAUAUCAAGUUGGACGAUUUUAAGCGCAAAUAUUUGGAGUUAAGUGUUUGGAGUUUCUGUAUUUAUACGCCCCAUGUAUUCCUCGGACAAGUUGUCAUUGAUUUAUCGGAGUCAUUUAUUUUCGAUGAGGACUCCCAUUGGUAUCGUUUGGGAGGUUUCGAUAACGAGAUCAAACUGAAGACUAAUUCAUAUAAAUAUCCCAUAAGUGGUGGUAAAAGAGUUGUUCGC